Messenger RNA from Terrapene triunguis (Three-toed box turtle), 3859 nucleotides. RefSeq names its product testis specific 10 (gene TSGA10). The transcript has 20 exons. The coding region runs from base 1 to 2691 and encodes 896 amino acids. The record is from RefSeq and is a predicted model, not a curated record. Lineage: Eukaryota; Metazoa; Chordata; Testudines; Emydidae.
AUGAGCGCCAGAAAGUCCCCGGGGCGCAGGAGGAGGAAAGCGGCGUGUCCCGCGCAGGUAACAACAAGAGAAGACCAUUUUAAUAUAAGGGAUCCAGUGUCUGACAGUGAGAAACCUUUUAAAUUGGAAGGAAAGGCUAAGAACAAAGACAAAGUCAUCCAUAAACUGAAUUUAAAGAUUGACGAUCUGAAGAAGAAAAACCAUGAUUUAAAGCAACAUGUUAUGGAACUGCUUGAUAGUAAGCAGGUGGUGGUGAGUCAGGUGGACAGUUUGACCAAUAAGAAUGAGUAUCUGUGUAAAGAACUUGCUGUAGUUGACAAACUAGCUGAACAGCUGGAAAAAGAAAAAGAAUUAGUCUUGGAUACUGCUGACCAGGAGCUUGAGGAAGCAAAGACUCAAAUUAGAUGCCAGCAAAACAAUAUUAGGAAGUUGGAGCACACAAUCAAAAUACUUAGAUCUGUUAUUUUAGAAACAGAAUCUGAAAAAACACUAGGGAAGUCUCCUUCAAGACUUGAUACCUUUAUCAAGACAUUGGAGGAGGACAGAGAUUAUUAUAAAAGUGAAGCUGAGAAUUUGAGGAAAAUGUUUCGAAACACAUCUUCAAGUCCUAAGCACAGCCCCACUCGUAGCAGCAUUUCAAAACAUUCUUCACCUAUCCAGGGAAUGAGUUUAGAUCCAGAAGUUAUGAAAAUAUUCAGAGAACGUGAAGAACUUAAGUCAAUGCUGGAAAAAUAUGAGCGCCACAUGGCAGAAAUUCAGGGUAACAUCAAGGUUCUAACAGCUGAGAGAGACAAAAUCAUCAUUCUUUAUGAUCGGGCACAGGAAGAAAUAUCCCGACUUCGCCGAGAUGUUAUCAAAUCCCCCAAGAUUCCUAAAACAACUGUGACAGCCCAGGCUAUCUUAAGGCGUGUGGAGGCAGAAAGGGAUACGGCUCUUUCUGACUUCCGAAGGAUGACCACAGAACGAGAUAGCCUCAGGGAGAGGUUAAAGAUUGCCCAGGAGACUGCAUUUAAUGAGAGGGCUCACCUGGAACAGAGAAUUGAAGAGCUGGAAUCAACAGUUCAAGAUCUUGACAGUGAACGUUUGGAACAAAUAUCAAAGAUAGCACUGAUGAAAGAGACCAUAGAUUCUGUGGAAAUGGAGAUGAAAAUAUUGGCAAGAAGGGCACUGGAUUCAGAAAGUGAGCUCAGCAGACAAAAAGCAGAAUGUGCUUCACUAAGCUUAUUAAAUGAAAAGACAGAACAGAGUCUUUCAGAGACGCAGCGACAUCUUGCUAAAAAAAAAUAUGAAUUACAGCUUACCCAGGAGAAAAUUAUGGUUUUGGAUGAAAAAAUUGAUAACUUUUCGAAACAAAACCUUGCACAACAACAAGAAGUCCAUAUUCUCAAAGAAACUAUUGCUGAGCUGGAUACAGAAAAGGACUCUUUACAAGAAUGUGUGGAUGAAAAAAAUGAGAAAAUUUCUUCCUUUCAAGAAACCCUGGCAAUGAAAGAAGAGACCAUUUCAGGUUUGAGGGAUCUCAUUUCUGAGAUGGAGCAAUCAUCAAAACAGUCUACUGAAGCUCUAUGCAUCUGUGAGGAGGAUAUCUCCAGAUUGCGUCAACAACUGGAUGAAACCAAUGAUGAUCUUGCUCAGACUGGCAGGGACAGAGAAUCAUUAGCUCAGGAGAAUGACAGGUUGCAGGAGCAACUUCAUAGAGUUAAGAAGGAAAAUCAGAUUCUACACCAAAAACUUGCAAAGUGUCAUAAUGAGCUUGAUGAUAUGAAGUUGAAAGCGCAGGAUUCAAGCUCAGAUAUUGCCAGACUGAAGAGCACAUUGAAUUCUAUAGAGAGAGAGAACUCUGAACUUUCGGAGAGCUACCACAGAGCCAGUGAACAGGCAGAAAGCUGGGAAACAAAAUUCCACCAAGCGGAGGGAGAUUGCAGUUCUGUCCGAUUGAUGCUCCUCAAUACAGAGUCCGAGAGCCGCAGGCUGAAAGAAAGAAUGGAGUCCCUUGAAAUAGAGAUUGAGCAACACUUAACAACAGAAAAAGCCUACAAGUCACAGAUUUCUACCAUAAACAAGUCUCUUAUGAAAAUGGAAGAGGAGCUUCAGAAUGUGCAGCUGGAGAAAGUCUCCAUACUUGCAGAUCUCACAUCUACACAAGAGCUUUGUAUUAAAUUAGACUCUAGCAAAGAGCUACUAAAUCGGCAACUAAACUCUACAGCACAAGAAGUAGAAAGGCUGCAGAGUGAAUGGGAGUCUUCUCAUUCUGAAGUAGAACUCCUGAGGAAACAACUAGCUAAUGAAAGAAUCUCUAUGAAAAACCUGGAAUCUUUGCUGGUGUCCAACCGAGAGAAAGAAUUUCAGUCUCAGAUAGCCAAACAAGAAAAGGAAUCUGAAAUUCAGCUUCUUAAAGAGCAGCUUUCUCUGGCUGAGAAUAAACUUGCUAUCCAGAGUCGAGAUUUUGCUCAGCUCAGAAAUACAACAACUCAGCUAGAGUCUGAGCUAGAUAUCACCAAAAGGCAGCUGGGGACAGAGCGCUUUGAAAGGGAACGUGCUGUACAAGAGCUUCGUCGCCAGAGUCUUACUACUACAUACCAAUUAAGCUCUACUUUAAGGACAUCAUCACCUGAACGUUCCCUCCGUCGAUCUCCUGAUUGGACUCUGGACAGAUCCUUGGAAGGGAAUUCUACAUUCAGGGACUUCUGACAUUACUCAGGAUGACAUGAAAAGAAUCAGCACAUCCUCUAGAAAGCUGCAGGUUUAAAAUUGAACUCCGGGUUUGUUAAACAAUUGUUUUCCCCCACUGACUGCUAAAUUACGUUAAAUAUACGUUAGUAUACCAAUGUAAGAGAACACAUACUCUGAAAUUCUUUUAUUUUGGUCAAAGGAAAGAAAUCAGUCUUGAUGUUCUGUAUUUUUUGAUACAGCUUACCUUUAUUAUUUAGUGCCAUAUCACAAUGAACCAUUUCAGGAAACAGAAGGAGAAAUGCCCACAGCUGCAUCUUUACAUUGAUAGUGUACAAAGGAAAAAGUUUGUAUGUUCCCCUAUCAAAAAUGUAUACUGUAGUAGGGAAAAUGAAGAAGAGUGUAACAAUACAAAACUUACAACAGAUAUUUGGAUGCAGAUUUUUUUGUUAAGUUGGUUGUAUUUUUGCCAAGGUAUGUUGUGUUUACAUUUGAAAGCACGUGCCAAGCCUUCUCUUCAAGAUGAGGCAUAUUCUUCUCUUAAUUCCUUAGUUUUGCAUUUUGAUACUCUUGGGAUUAACAUCAGGUUUUAUUCAUUUUUAUUUCAAAGCUAGUAAAUCUAUUACCCAUCUAUGAAAAUUAGUAUGAGUGUCUGUUACAAAUAUAUACAUACUAUGAUUGGAAGGAGUAUUUAAUUAUUGAACAUAUUACAAUUGUGCUAACCUCUUAUUAAAGUUUAUUAAUGUAGAUAAAUGUUAUUUGUAAAGAUAUCUGUAUUUUAAAUUAAUUUGCUUAAAAUUUAAGAGAAAACUAAUACAAAUCUUAGGGGCUAGGUGACAUUUGUUAAUCCAUGUCAGAUUCUUGCACUCUUCAGAUGUGAGGUGCAGGCUUGACAGGUGUUAUUCAACUCUUCCAAAUCAUUUUAUAAACCUAUCACUAUACAUGGAUUUAAUAUGAAUUGUAAAGCCUAGGUAAAACUUUCUCCCUGCUAUAACCUGUCUGGGUUUAUUACCAUUUCUAUGUCUGGAAACAGUGAAAAAUAAUUCUGUUAUUUUAUUUCCAAUGAUUUUCCAUUUGGCCCUUUCCCUUAAUUUUUAUGGAGACUUCUUCACCCUUGUGACCAUAGUAACAUAGGGAAACCUUUUGAAAAUGUUUUAUGUAGUCAGUCUUUUCUUUGGGGGCAGGGAGG